CCUGUGAGUGGACUCUCCGGGUGUGUCCCGGCUGGAACUCUAUGGUCGCCCGCCCUCGGCACUUCCACUCUAGCCGCGAUCUUGCACUCUAUGCUCCUCGGUCGAGCGGCUAGCCGGGAGGGGCGCGCGGAGGGAGGCGGGGCGGGAAGGCUGGAGGUGUCCGAUCCUCCAGAGCCGCGGGAGACCCAAGUCGGCUGUGUGACAGCUCGUCGGCCGCCAUGUCAGCGAGCAGGGCUGGAAACAGACACGGCGCCCGGCGGUAGCCCUUGCGUUGCCUCGGAUGCCCAGCCAUGGAAGGACUCUGAUGAAACCUUAAACAGUUCCACAAAAGAUGCGCUAAUGGAUGACAGCGACACUCCUGCAUACGGUCUGCAGAUAGAACCACAAGAUGGAUGCCAUCUGGAGGACAGCGUGGAAAGGAGAGUAGGAAGCUUGCCUUCUGUCUCAGAUGAAAAUGAAAACCAGCUUGACGGAGACAGGCCUGCGGAUCUGACCGCCAGUGACAGUGCAAUGGGAAGAGCCGCAGUGUUUGAGCAGGACAGUCUCAACAAUAAUGAAGGCUGCCUGUCCAGCUGUGAGGUAGCCCCCAGUGAGAACUCAGAAAACACUCCAAGCGAAGGCCCCAAAGUUGAUCAACCUUCCUUGACACAGGACAAAAAACUACCCGGCAAAAGAAGUCCAAGAGCCAAAAAAGGCAGCCCUAAGAACAUACCUCCAGGACUUUCUGCAGGAGAUGCUACCCCUUUAAUGCAGACACAGAAUGCAGCAUCUCAAGCAGCUGGUGAGGAGGAAGCUGCUGGAAUGAACGUGAAUGACCCAACAAGAGCUUCUGCGCCAGCGCUGCAGCCACUGUUUUCGCUGAUCCGGGGCGAGGUGGAGCAGAUGGACUCUAGAGCACUUCCCCUCUUCCUCCAUCAGGUAGCCGAGACCUAUUUCCAGGAAGAGGACUAUGAGAAAGCAAUGAAAUUCAUUCAGCUUGAACGACUAUAUCAUGAGCAAUUGCUUGCAAAUCUUUCUGCCAUCCAGGAACAAUGGGAAACAAAAUGGAAAGCUGUCCAGUCACAUAGAGUGCCGCCUCUGAGGAAUUCAGAAAAGGGGUUUAAUGGUGAAGAUUUUGAACAGCUUGCUAAAAUUUGCACAACUCAUCAAGACCCUCUCUUGUCCAAGCAUAAGAUAGCCCCUGUGGAACGGUCACCGGGGAGGAAAUGCUUUACACGGGUGACAGUGUCUGAAGAGCCAGAGGGAAAAGGAGCGACCGCCAAAGAGCCAGAGAUUGAAACCUGUCCUGGCAUGGAGCCGAGCGGAGGCCAGCACGAGGGGCAGCCCCAGGAGAGCAGCCCCAGCUGCCAUCGGAUGGACUGGCAGGCAGCUUCCCCCGACCUUGCAGGAGCGGCAGGGACGGACCACACAGUGGAGCCGCUCUGCAGCACCAGUGCCACACUGGAGAGCCACACCCAGUCCCCAGAGACAGCCAGGAGCAGGUCAGGGCCAGAUGCUUCUAAGAAUGCCUGUGAGGAUAACAGCUGCUUGCAGGCGCCUCCCACAAAGGACCACCCCGAUGUGGCCGAAGACCCUAAGGUGUCUCCUCCUAGUGAGUCAGUGGCAGAGCCACGGCUCUUCCCGAGCGGUGAGAGUGUACCUCCUGUGUUGAUUUCAGAGGGUAAAUAUUCACAGGCACACCGGAAAGAACUCAGCCUGCCACUCCAGGAGGCAUUUGAAGCGCUGCCCAGGGACCAGCUUCAGGGCGCUGAGUUAGAUGAACCGCGGCAGCCUGAUCUCACAGCCAAUGAUGGGAAAUCACCACAGAGUCAGACUGGGUUGGAGACUGGCUCUGAGAAUGCACUUCAUGAUGGCAGUAAAGCGUCUGACGUAAGUACACUGUGUCCGGAAGUGUGUAUGGCCCCCGAAGAAAGGCAAGAUAAGGAAGACCAAGUCAGUAAAGAAACAGAAGACUACCUGAACAGCCUUUUGGAAGGAUGCUUAAAAGAUGCUGAAGACCCCCUCCCCUAUGAAGACCUCCAGGACGACGACUCUGACCUCCUCCAAGACCUUUCUCCUGAGGAAGAGUCCUACAGUCUCCAGGAGAAUCUGCCUCCUGAUGAGAGCUCUCUCUCCCUUGAUGAUCUGGCCAAGAAGAUAGAGAUCGCAGAGGCUGUCCCUGCAGAAGGCUUGGUAUCCAUAUUAAAGAAGCGGAGUGACACACUAGGAGACCAUCCUGCCCAAAUGCAACAGAAGCCAUCUAAGCGGAGAGUGCGCUUCCAGGAAAUAGACGAUAACUUGGAUCAAGAUGAAGUUGGUGGAGGCUCCUGCAUCCUGCUCAUCCUGCUGUGCUUAGCCACCGUCUUCCUCAGUGUCGGAGGAACCGCGCUCUACUGCACCGUGGGUGACAUGGAGUCACCUGUUUGUACAGACUUUGCCGACAACGUGGACUUCUAUUACACUAAGCUGCUGCAGGGAGUGGCGGGACUUAAACACUGGGUCUACCUCUCCUAGCAGCGAGUGGACCAGGCAUGCCGACGGACAGACAAAGAUGCAAACUUCCCCACAGCUUUUAUUUCAGGAGUCAUGAACCAUUCCCCCUCCCCGGCAGUGAGGCCCCAAGGAUGGACAUUAAAAACAGCAACAUUAGAUAGCAGCCCAGAGAACACUGUUAGACUAGUCCAUGGAAGACAGUGGAUUCUGCUG
This is a messenger RNA of Acomys russatus (golden spiny mouse), 2685 nucleotides long. RefSeq names its product consortin, connexin sorting protein (gene Cnst). Gene Ontology annotation, biological process: positive regulation of Golgi to plasma membrane protein transport. NCBI's taxonomy places the organism in Eukaryota, Metazoa, Chordata, Mammalia, Rodentia, Muridae. The coding region runs from base 91 to 2493 and encodes 800 amino acids. Gene Ontology annotation, cellular component: transport vesicle; trans-Golgi network; plasma membrane. Gene Ontology annotation, molecular function: connexin binding. The record is from RefSeq and is a predicted model, not a curated record. The transcript has 11 exons.